Messenger RNA from Trichomonas vaginalis G3, 1152 nucleotides. RefSeq names its product histidine acid phosphatase. Gene Ontology annotation, molecular function: phosphatase activity. NCBI's taxonomy places the organism in Eukaryota, Parabasalia, Trichomonadida, Trichomonadidae. The record is from RefSeq and is a predicted model, not a curated record. The transcript has a single exon. The coding region runs from base 1 to 1152 and encodes 383 amino acids. Gene Ontology annotation, biological process: dephosphorylation.
AUGUUUGCAGCACUGAUCGCGUACGUGACAUGUGAAAUGUCAUUAUUCUGCCAGGCCCCGCGCCUUAUGCCAACACCUUUGAAGAAUUUGAGUUUAGUUCAUGUCUCUGUAAUCACAAGACAUGGUCACAGAACACCGAACUAUCAAUUCGUUCCCCUUGAGGAGCGUGGCACCUGGGAGUGUCGUAGCUCGUCUGCUAAUAAUACUAAGAGAAUAUUUAACUACCUUAAAAAAGAUGCUCAGAAAGGCUCUAUCGAAUACUUACCUAAUUGUAUGCCAGCAGACUUGACACUUCUCGGAGAAGAAAUGCACAAGGAUCUUGGCGCUACAUAUAGAAAGUAUUACGUUGAUGAAUUACAUUUCUUACCAGAGAAAUUUUCGCCAAAGCUUUUCCACUUCGAAUCUUCUCCAACAAGAAGAACAUUUUUAAGUGCCGAAUCCUUUAUUAACGGACUUUAUCCACCUACCGGAAAGCACGAGAUCAUCACAAUUGCUUCAGGCAGUUCAAAGACGUCUUCUAUCAACGGAUGGUCUUCAAAUUGCAAGUUAUACAAAGCACAAUAUAAGAAUUACCAAGCUGGCCCAGAUUACCAACAGAUGUUAGAGGAAGGUUGGCCAAUGAUGGAGAGAAUUGCUAAGGAGUUCCAGAUGCAGAAGACAGUUACAAAUAUGAGAGCAAUCUGCAGUUGGGCAACAGCUUUUAACUGCACAACAUCUGGAAACCUUCCAGACUACUUAGAUGACAAGUUCAUGAGCUUCUGCUACAGAGAGCAAUGGAUGUCUAAGUUCGGUAUCUACAACUUCACAACAAAUUCAAGUGUUGCAGGAUCUCCAAUCAUGAGAAGAUUACUUAAGGAUCUCGAUACAGCAUUAGCAAAUGGCCAGAAAUUCUCAUUGUUCAGCGGCCACGAUUCUACAAUUGCUGCAGUCCUUACAAUGCUUGGAAAGUAUCUGAAAUACGUACCAACUUACGCUUCCCACUUAAACUUCGAACUUUUCCGCUCAAACGAUACAAAUGAGUUGUUCGUAAGAUUUACAGUUAACGGUGAAACCUUCAAGGUUCAGCCAUUUGAUCAGGUUUUAGUUCCUUAUAAAGAAUUUAGGGCUUAUUUCAACCAGUUCCUUAACUAUUGCCCUGAGACUUCAGAUUAG